AUGUCGUCCUCCCUGAGCGAGCCACAUGAAGACCUUGUCAAUGCCAAUUGUAACAUCUUCAAGUACAUCCUCCACAGCAAAGUCCACCCCGAAGACGGUCACGACGACUCCGAUGAUGAGCUCUGCUACGAUCCUGCCAGAACUAAGAAUGGUCGCACCUCCAUCACCCGCGGACGCGCCUUCACCCUCCCAUGCUCCAACUCUCGCGCUAUUUUCAUCAUCCCACUCCUGAUGGCUAUGCUCGAAGAGCUCGAUGACUUUUUCAAUGUCAAUCACCCCGAGUUGGGAAAAUUUGACGAGGAGAAUAGGAUCCGCCUCCGACAGCUGCUCAAGACACCAUCCGACAAGAUCUGGGAGCUGGUCUUAAUUUGGAAAGGCUGGGCUGAGACUGGUGAGGUCAAGCUUGGUCGAUGCCCAUUACCACGAGAGCUCUUGAAGAAGUUCAUCAGAGUUCUGGAGAUGUCACUUAAAUUCUUCAAGAUUGUGAACGCGCAUGAGGUUGAUGAGAAGAGAUUCCCUACUCAGCAGGAGUGUGAGAUGUGGGACAAGGGCCUGCAUCCGGAGCAGAUUGCUGACAAAAAGGAUAAGGAGUUGAAGGAGUAUUGGUCCCCCCUUGGAGGCCAUAUUCAUGAGUACUAUGAGAAGAAGGGUCUUUGA
Cadophora gregata is the source of this 657-nucleotide messenger RNA. RefSeq lists its product as uncharacterized. The record is from RefSeq and is a predicted model, not a curated record. NCBI's taxonomy places the organism in Eukaryota, Fungi, Ascomycota, Leotiomycetes, Helotiales, Ploettnerulaceae. The transcript has 2 exons. Bases 1 to 657 code for a protein of 218 amino acids.